AUGGCGCGCCACGGGUGCGUGCCCGACGCGGUGCUCUACCAGACGGUCAUCCACGCGUUGUGCGCCCAGGGCGGGGUUGCCGAGGCUGCCAUUCUCCUGGACGAGAUGUUCCUGAUGGGGUGUGCAGCGGACGCGAACACCUUCGAUGAUGUCGUGCGCGGGCUGUGUGGGCUCGGGAGGGUGCGCGAGGCAGCCAGGCUGGUGGACAGGAUGAUGAUGAAGGGAUGCACGCCGAGCGAACUGACAUACGGGUUCCUCCUGCAGGGGCUGUGCCGAACAAGGCAGGUGGAUGAGGCGUGGGCGAUGCUCCGGAGGGUGCCGGAGUUGAACGUCGUGUUGUUUAACACGGUGAUUGGUGGGUGUCUGGAUGAGGGGAAGCUGGCUGAGACGAUAGAAUUGUAUGAGAUAAUGGGUUCAAAAGGCUGCCCACUGGAUGUGCACACAUACAGUAUAUUGAUGCAUGGUCUUUGCGAGCUUGGGAGGCUUGGUUUGGCCAUGCGGAUGCUUAGUGAGAUGGAGGAGAAGUGUUGUGCUCCAAACGUAGUAACCUACAUGACCUUGCUGCAUUCCUUUUGCAGAAAUGGCAGGUGGGAUGACACAAGAGCAAUGCUGGAUGAGAUGUCAGCGAAGGCCUUGAAUAUGAAUUCCCAAGGAUACAAUGGUAUUAUAUAUGCGUUAUGCAAGGAUGGCAGGAUGGAUGAGGCGGUGAGGCUCAUCCAAGAGAUGAAGACCCAGGGGUGCAAACCUGAUAUUUGCACGUACAAUACAAUGAUUUGUCAUUUGUGCAACAAUGACCAGAUGGAGGAGGCUGAACAUCUUUUUGAAAACUUACUUGAAGAGGGUGUUGUAGCCAAUGGAAUAACUUAUAACACACUCCUUCAUGCAUUUCUGCACCAUGGAAGGUGGCAGGAGGGCCUAAGGCUUGCAAAUAAAAUGGUACUUCAUGGUUGCUCACUAGAUGUUAUUAGCUACAAUGGGCUGAUAAAGGCCCUGUGCAAAAAGGGGAAUGUUGAUCGUAGUAUGGUAUUGCUUGAGGAAAUGAUGGAAAAGGGAAUUAAGCCAAAUAAUUUCUCGUACAACAUCCUGAUUAGUGAGCUCUGCAAGGCAAGGAGGGUACGCAAUGCACUAGACCUCUCAAAGGAGAUGUUGAAUCAAGGCCUCACGCCUGACAUUGUCACUUACAAUACACUCAUAAAUGGAUUAUGCAAAAUGGGAUGGACACAUGCUGCUUUAAAUCUCCUAGAGAAGCUACACAAUGAAAAUGUGCAUCCUGGUAUUAUCACAUACAAUAUUCUCAUUAGUUGGCACUGCAAAGUCAGAUUGCUUGAUGAUGCGGCUAUGCUUCUAAACAAAGCAGCAAGUGGGGGAAUAAUUCCUAAUGAGCGAAUAUGGGGAAUGAUGGUGCAAAAUUUUGUUAGGCAGCCGGCCAAUCUCGAGGGGUAUUACAACAUGAUUUAUUUCAUAUGUUGUAUGUUUUAAUGGCUGCCACGGUUUUGGGACUCUGCAACUUGGUAUGUUUCAAAUAUCAAAAUGGGCACAUCUUGACUUCCAGCAUAGUGUUCGCCAUGCAGAACUGUUGGAGCCUUUUCUCUUACAAUACUGAAGUACAGAUUAAGCACCAUAGCAAACAUACUAGCUUUUUCCUUUGUCAGACUCCAGCCAUAAUGUUGGCUGAAAAUGCUUGAAUGGGAAGAGAGGAUUUCUGGUUGUACAGUGGUAAUAUGUGUGAGACAUAAUGAAUCUUUCUACCAGUCCAGUCUUUGGACUUCCAACCUGCAGUAUCGAACCACCCCAAGAUAUUCAGGAGUCCACGUGCAAUCUCUAACCAAAUGUAUUUUCUUACAUCAUAUUUUUUCUGACUGGAAAAAAGGCGACAUAUUGUAUGGAAACAAGUGCACCCCAAAUGCUAUCUCAGCAUGUUGUUGUUUUGAAAUUUGACCCAACUUGCAUACAGUGUGUUCUUCAGGAUAGAACUAAUUUUAAUUGAGGUGCUCAAAGGUGGUUCAAGCUUGAUAGGAUCUUUCUGUUGUGGAGUAGCUAAUGCAUUUGAGAUUUUAUCUUAACUUUUGAGCAUAGCCAGACAAAACAAGUUGGAUUUACAUUUUUUUUCUGAAUAGUAUUUACUUGGAUAUUAUCAACAUGAUAGCUCCCUGCCUAAUCCAUUUCUUAACAUUUUGUUACCCUAGGUCCAGUUUCCUUUCUUUGCCUUCCUGCAACGAUUAUUCGGUGCCGGCUGGUGCCUUACUGCCUUUCUGAUACUCCUUACCGAGGGUUUUUCUGCUUUUAGAAUUCUUAUAGGAUGCUUUACCUUUAAGUCUAUUUCAGAUUUCCAUUAAUCAUUAUUCAUGUCACCUUACAAGUAAUAUGUUACCAUACACUAUAUGUUUAGCUUGUAGGAUAUCCUUAUGUCCUUUGAUUACCAAACGAAACUCACAGAAUUUAUUUGGUACAUUCCAUUAUCAGCAGUAUGAUAACUGUAUGGAUUUUCCAAAGACAGGAAUUCCUGUUUGGUACUGGAUACACCUUGAUACUUCAAAUAGAUGAAAAAAACCGUGUUAUAUUACUUUUUUCUUUUUCUGUGGGAGUUGUGAAACUGAUGUUUUGGGGAAUUAAGCCAUGGUGCGGUGGGCAUGGCCAAUAGUGAGACUAUAGUUUGAAACAUGAAAUAUUAUGAUUUAAAGAAGACCAAAUUAGUAAAUUAAAGCUUAAUGUGUUGUAUAGGUAGUUGGCUUACUAAUCGAUCAUAUGGAGGAACAAAUUGGAAGAGGGGUCCAUUGCCCGGUACGGCCUCCAUGUGGCUGCAUAAUUCUGUCACUGUUUAUCUGGGAGCUUGGAUGGAUUCAUGAUUCUCAUGAAAAUAGUGUGUUUGCAUUGAAAAAUGGAUUAAUCUCUUCUUCCCAUUCCGUUAAACUGGAUUUUAUCAUGAAAGUUCAAGUUACAAAGUUUUAUCUACUGCGUCUUCCCUAUGACUAUGCAAUGUUUUGCUUGGCGACUGUACUGUAUAAGCUGACUUAUGUAGUUUCCUUUUUUCUCAUU
This is a messenger RNA of Phragmites australis (common reed), 3036 nucleotides long. Its product is annotated as pentatricopeptide repeat-containing protein At5g64320, mitochondrial-like. The record is from RefSeq and is a predicted model, not a curated record. Gene Ontology annotation, molecular function: protein binding. Bases 1 to 1479 code for a protein of 492 amino acids. Lineage: Eukaryota; Viridiplantae; Streptophyta; Magnoliopsida; Poales; Poaceae. The transcript is spliced from 2 exons.